AUGCCGGGCGUCGUUAUGGACAAUGUUAAUGUUGGCGGGGCCGGACAAGAGUCAGGCAUACACGAGUCCAAAAAUGGCUUGUCGAAUCCUGGCGGGCCAGGGAGCUCUACCGAACUACGAAAUGGCGCGACUCAUGUGAAUGGGGUAUCGGGAACCGCGAGUGAUCAGCUAUGGAAAGAAGAGACUUCAGCAGCGUCAGGAGAGCCGCCGGCACUUGUGCAUAUAACCCAAGGGUUUUUCCCAUUCUCGAUGUUGGUUAAUAGAUCAGUUCAGCAAUGCUGGAAUGAUCUGUCGGAGUUGAUUGCAGAGCUAGCAGAAAUGCAGGUGCCGUCCCAAGAUCAGCCGUCAUUCAUCCCCCAUGGGAAGUCCUCAGGAAACCAGAAUUCUGCGAAUGUACAGAAAAAACUCCGGUUACUGGAUUUUGCGCAUGCGAAACGAGCUGAAUUCAUCAAACUUCUCGUUCUCUCACAAUGGAGUCGACAAGCCGCCGAUGUCAGCAGACUCAUCGACCUGCAGGGUUUCAUUCGUACUCGUCACCAAGCCUAUGCGGGGGCUCUUCAAUGGGUCGGUGACAUGAAGAGAGACCUGGUCAUGGCUCAAGUAGCUAACCCUGACUUGAAAACCGCGCUAGAAGUUCUAUCUAAGGGUAGGGUGACAGCUAUGUCCGAUCUCGGGUAUAAGCCGCCAAAGCCGUUGACAGCAAAGCGCACUCUCAAGAAGCUGCAGAAACUGAACAAGAUAAUCAGUAUACGGUUAACAUUGCAUGACCAAGUGCCCCGAGCUUUUCAGACAUAUCGUGUUCAUGACGGCAGGGUGACUUUUUCUGUCCCUGGGGAGUUCGAACUUGAUCUUUCUGUGGGAGAAGACAAUAAGUCUUCUCAGUUUUUCUUUGUUGAUAUCCGCUUUCUUUUUUCCCCUUCGUCCGCCAUUCCCAAAGGUCGAGUUCUGAAUGAGCUUGACAUCAGAAUCAAUGAUGUACUCCGUGACAGCGGCCUCACCGGUUGCUUCGACCUGUUGCACAGUCUGGUUCUUACCUUCAAGGUCAAUGUGCUUUUCAAGCAAUCUAUCGACUUAGCAAGAGGUUCUUGGUCCGAUGUCCUUCGAGUUGAGCUCCUACACCGAACACUCAUUGUGCAAUAUUGGGCGUUUAAACUUGGGGCUAAGAGCUGGCUUGAAGUUGGCGUCAAGAGUGGUCGUCGACGAGGGAGCCAUGGGAAUCCUGGAGUACCAUAUUUGGGACUUCGCUGGAUGCGAGACGGUCAAGAGGUCGACAACGCAGACAUUGAGUUUGACACGGAAAAUCUAUCAAUGGAGUGUGUCCUGCGGAGUGUUAUAGCACUACAUGUCUCCCAUAUUCUCUCCUCAGUGUAUACCAGUCUCAGCGAGAACUCAUUGUUCUCCACUGGUACACUAUCUUUGCGCGCCCAGUUAUCUCGGAUAGAGCCUGGAGACUGCCAGCUCGACAUCCAGCUUACGGCGUCCAGACGCCUCCGUGUCACAAUUGAACCAAUGUCAGGUGCCAGUAUUCUGUCGGCGGCGCCUAGCAUAUUAGAUCGACCUGAUAGUGACCGUGGGCCCGAUAAGUCGCUCACUGAUGAAAUUGCGUCUCGUGUGGCACGGAUUCGUUGUUCCUCUGCGAUAGAAGAGAUUGAGUCAAAUCUGAGAAUUCUCGGCUUUGAAGCUGUCAGUCCUCGGUCUCUUAAAGUUGAAAUCCGGAGAAUCUUCCCGUCUAACGUUAUACGGUUUACGUUCUUCCGGCACCAUCUAUGGGAACCUAAUUGGCUCAUAGCCGCGACGAGCAGCAUGGACAGCGAUAACUGGUGGGUCAUACAGCUUCGAGCGACGUUGUCAGCAAAUAAACACCCAACUCUUGGUGCUCAAAAUACAUCUAUGCUUCGAUCAGCUCAAGUCAUCAGCAGUAGGUUCCUUGCUGCGCAGCAACACACGAGCUAUGCGGCAUGUGCGGAUCUUGGGCAUUGUCUCACUGGGAUACUGGCGAUAUACGCCAAUGCUCGCUUUCUGUUGGAAUUGCAGCGCAUCCAUUUUCACCCUCCGCUGCAUAAAUUACAAAUUGAAACGGGUCUUCGAACACCAGAUAUCUUCAUUCGCUAUGAAGCCUCGAACCUUCCUCCCGCUUUGCGGAUAGCACAGCCUGCUGGAUUGAAGAAAUCUUACAUUAAAAACACCAUUCGCGUUUCCUUUCAUGGCGUCGAUCCUCACAAGAAUCUCGCCAUUCUUGUGGCAUACGGGAGCUUAGCAAUGCCUGUUAAGUUUCUGGGCACGCUGGUCUCGAAAUGGGAUCGUUCUAUCGUUUUUCGGCAGAAAGGCGGUGGCUUUGCAAUUCGUCUUCUUGCGCCAGCAGGUCAAGUUGUCAUUGUAGAUCUCAUCGAGAAAUUGCAACGCCUCGAACGGAUACUGUCCAUUAUUGAGUCUCUCCAACGGAAGAAAAUGGACGUUCUGUCGCUGUCGUUAUCACGCAUUGCUUUCUCUUAUGGUCCUGGCAAAGCGCUGCGUGCCAACAUCAAUGUCAACGCGUCUGGACCCUCGUCCUCUGCGGAUACUGACCUUGCUGGCAUCCCGUCGAAGGCAGAGUCCGUCUUCUUCCAGCGCCUGGGGAUUGCCUUUGAUUAUCCAAACCCUCAUCGGCGCAUUCAAGAGUCCUUGACAACUAGUUUGAAUAGCGCGUCUAGCGAAGCUGGCCUAGACUCCUUCUUUGAACUUCUCACACUCACACUUCCAUUGCUGCGAGCUCUCGACCAGAUAACCAUCAAUCCAUCCCACAACGAGCCGCUGAAAGCUCAAGUAACAGUGCGCAAUGCGAAAACAUAUCAAAUUCACUAUCCUAUCGCAAAAUUUCGCUUUCAGCUAGUUGCUGGCCAGCAUUUGAACCGAAUGACUUGGAUAUUGAAAGAUGUGAGCGGCACACAGGACAGAUCACACCAGAACCAAAUCACAGGCAGUCUGCGAGAAAAGCUGUACAAUGCAAAGGGUGACGGCUGGAGAGGACUCGGAACGGGGAUGGUAGCAGAAGUUGACAAAGUUUCGAAUCUCAUCUUGGAGCUUGACAGUUGCUUUAGCGAUUCUCGAAGCAAUAUAGCUACACCGGGCCAUAGCGCCGUGGGACACGGUACCCGGAAUGUCAGCCAACAGGGGGCAGUCGGACAGGCCGGGCCUGCACAAACUUCAGAGGCAGGAGUGCCCUCUAGUAGAGGUCUGCCUGCUGUUGGGGCUCCUGGCAGGAAACCCGAACAGAAAGCUUCGGACGAUGUUAUUAUGAUUGACUAA
This is a messenger RNA of Aspergillus chevalieri, 3285 nucleotides long. It is a transcript of the gene RGR1, whose product is annotated as mediator of RNA polymerase II transcription subunit 14. Gene Ontology annotation, cellular component: mediator complex; core mediator complex. Gene Ontology annotation, biological process: regulation of transcription by RNA polymerase II. Gene Ontology annotation, molecular function: transcription coregulator activity. The transcript is spliced from 2 exons. Bases 1 to 3285 code for a protein of 1094 amino acids. NCBI's taxonomy places the organism in Eukaryota, Fungi, Ascomycota, Eurotiomycetes, Eurotiales, Aspergillaceae. The record is from RefSeq and is a predicted model, not a curated record.